CGGAGUUUUUCAGCAUUAGCAUAAAGUGGAUUUGUUUUGGGCGCUCACAAACGAUGGCUUCUCAAACUCACAAGAAGAAAGUCUGCUAUUAUUAUGACGGUGACAUUGGAAACUACUACUAUGGACAAGGUCACCCCAUGAAGCCCCACAGAAUACGAAUGACACACAAUCUUAUCCUCAACUAUGGACUAUACAGGAAGAUGGAGAUUUAUAGGCCCCACAAAGCCACAGCUGAAGAAAUGACCAAAUUCCACAGUGAUGAUUACAUCAAGUUUUUACGCAGCAUUCGUCCAGACAACAUGUCAGAAUACAACAAACAGAUGCAGCGGUUCAAUGUUGGUGAAGAUUGUCCAGUGUUUGAUGGGAUGUACGAGUUCUGUCAGCUUUCUACUGGAGGCUCUGUAGCUGGUGCCGUCAAACUGAACAAACAGGCAGCUGAUAUUGCUGUCAACUGGGCAGGAGGUCUUCACCAUGCCAAGAAAUCAGAGGCCUCUGGCUUCUGUUAUGUCAAUGACAUUGUGUUGGCUAUCUUGGAACUUCUGAAGUACCACCAGCGUGUGUUGUAUGUGGACAUUGACAUCCAUCAUGGUGAUGGUGUAGAGGAAGCUUUCUACACAACAGACCGUGUCAUGACUGUAUCAUUCCAUAAGUAUGGUGAAUACUUCCCUGGUACAGGAGAUCUCAGGGACAUUGGGGCUGGUAAGGGGAAGUACUACGCUGUGAACUUCCCCCUCAGAGAUGGAAUCGAUGAUGAAUCAUAUGAGAGUAUUUUUAAACCGGUGAUCAUGAAAGUGAUGGAGAUGUACCAGCCCAGUGCUAUUGUACUUCAGUGUGGAGCAGACUCUUUGUCUGGUGAUCGACUUGGAUGCUUCAACCUCACCCUCAAAGGGCAUGGAAAGUGUGUUGAGUACAUGAAGAAGUGGAACCUGCCAGUGCUACUGCUCGGAGGAGGAGGUUACACCAUCAGGAAUGUUGCCCGCUGCUGGACAUUUGAGACAUCCAUAGCCCUUGCCGUGGAUAUGGCUAAUGAGCUGCCAUAUAAUGACUACUUUGAAUAUUAUGGACCAGACUUCAAACUGCAUAUCAGCCCUUCCAAUAUGGCCAAUCAGAACACAACAGAAUACCUGGAUAAAAUCAAGACUCGUUUGUUUGAAAAUCUAAGGAUGCUUCCUCAUGCACCAGGUGUUCAGAUGCAAGCUAUACCAGAGGAUGCUAUCCAAGAUGAUAGUGAAGAUGAGGAGAAGGAAAACCCUGAUGAGAGGAUUUCAAUUCGAGCCAGUGACAAGAGAAUUGCAUGUGAUGAGGAUCUGUCAGACAGUGAGGACGAAGAUGGAAUUGGACGCAGAGACAGAAUGAACUACAAACCAAAACCCAAGCGAGCUCGUAAUGAAGAUGAGAAGAAAGAUGGAGAUAAAGACUCAAAAGAUGACAAGAAGGAUGUCAAGAAAGAGCCUGGUGAGGCCAAGGAUGAGAGCAAGCAGGCUGCAGGUGAUGAUAAGAGUGAAGGAGGUGAAAAGAAAGAGGCUGCCAAAGAAGCUGGUGCUCCCGAAAGUAAGGAGUCAGACCAGAGCAGCCAGGAACCCACCAAGAUGGAACAUUGAGCUUCGUAAUCAUUAGGACAUGGAUUAAGGCACAGCUGUAUAAACUCACUUCAUCCUGUUGAUGGUGUAUCAGUCACCAUUCACUAUGGUUGUAAGACAGAAAAUAGGAUACAGCUGUUUAUGUGCUGGUGAUGUAUGACGGCACUCAUACUACGAUGGUACUGUUUCCUGGACAAUCCUUUUCCGGUGGAAUGAAUUGUAAUGAACAAAUGUGCUACUUCUCAAAGCUCGUGCAGCUAUAAGUCAGGUUGUUGUAUGUCUGUGAACAGACAACCAGAUUGUUAUCAUGAGACACAGCAUAUCAUUUUUAUCUUGCUCAUUCAUCAUCUUUAACCUUCAUAUAUUUCCAUGAUAUUUUGUAUUUUUAGGUGUGUUACCAUGUAAUGAGGUUGACAUCUCUCAAUUGUCACAGGGACGUUUUGGAAAUGUUUUGUAUCUCGGACGCAUGUCUCCAUCAGUGCUAUGUAUUCACCAUGACAUCUUGCCUUGGAUUUGAACUCCAUCCAUCUGUUAUCAUUCACACACAGCUGACAACUCAUUACGUUGCUUUGACACAUGCUCAGACCACUCCUUUGAUGCAUUCUCAGAUGUUGGUUCAAUGAAACUGUUUGCCCUGGUUAAAAUUUUGGAUUUUUGGAAAGUUUAUUGGUGGACAUUUGACAUACUGUUUUUGAAAUGAAGAUUUCAAUAAGUAUUCAGUGUAAAGGAUUUAUGACUCUUCUCGACUUUUGUGGGAAGACAGGAGACCUGUAGUAUAGCCGAGAAGGCAAUGGGUUUCAUUUAAAUGAUAUUAAAGUAUUAAAGGAAUUGAGGGACAGGUAGGGUUUAUGGUAUCUGCCAGAAGCAUGCAAGUCCUAAAUGGUUAAAAUUAGAAGGAACCAUUAAGUUAUUACUGACAAAGAUGGUAAUAAGUGUACAUAAUAAUAAUUGUCUUUGUUACUGCAUCAACUGACUUAUAAUCAUGAUCACAAACAAAUUGGUUUUAGAAAAUUCUUAAUACAUCCAAAGAGGAUCAAGUUUUCAAAAUUGUAAAAACAGUUAAUCUAUCUUGGAUGUAUUGUUUGUAAAUGAAAGGCUGUACAUAGAAUGUGUUUGUAUUUUGUAACUGCACACUGUUUGGAAUUUAUGCUUUUGUCUCUUAGUAUUGUAUUUAUCUCUUGAUCUGGGUAAUUAAUCAAGUCUUAAAACAGUGAAUCCUACUUGUUUUAUUUGGGGUGAUAUGUUCUGGUCUAGUCAGUUCCAAGCUUGUUGCCAAGUCAUAGCUGGAACAGAAAUGAGCCCAUUUCUUGACCAUGUUGAUGCAUGUACAAUAUCAUAUUACUACAAUGUUUGGGGACAAAUUAGUAUUUUUGUCUUUACUUUUGUACAUAUCUUUCAGCUUGGCAAAUAUCAUGUUUAGUCUUAUGGACCUGGACAUUAUUCAAUUUUGGAUUUUUGGACUUUCAUACUAAUUUUCCUUAGUUUUAUGAAGAAUCAUUUUCAUUUUGAAUGGAAACACUCAUUGAAACUCACUGUAAUAAACAUCUGAAAGUA
Molecule: messenger RNA, 3134 nt
Organism: Haliotis rubra (blacklip abalone)
Lineage: Eukaryota; Metazoa; Mollusca; Gastropoda; Lepetellida; Haliotidae
Product: probable histone deacetylase 1-B
Exons: 15
Coding region: 54-1601 (515 amino acids)
Molecular function (GO): histone deacetylase activity
Source: RefSeq, a predicted model, not a curated record